CAUUAAUUCCUCAUUCCUGCAUGCGCUGUUGUCGGCGAGUGUAUAUAAUGCGAAAAUCAUUGUUUCUGACUCUUUGAAACACGUUUUUAUAGGUUAUUCCUUACAAAAUGGCCGCAAAUUACUUCGGAUUCACUUCAGGAGGGAACAAUCAACAAUAUAACAUUGGUACCACUGGAAACUACGGUGGUAAUUAUGGAAUACAACAGCAGCAGCAACCAGCACAAAAUAACUAUAUGCAACCACCAAGAGCCAUCCAGCCACCACAACAACAAACAUACGUAGCUUAUGGACACCCAACUGCAUCUGGAGGAGCAUCUGUCCCAUCUACAUCUUAUCCCAACACAUACAGUUAUCAAAGUCAACAACAGCAACAACAACAACAACAGCAAACUGGAUUCAACAAGCCAGCUGUUCAACAAAGCAAUCAACAUCAAUAUUAUCAACAACAACAACAACCAAGAAACCCACCCACACAAACCAACACUGCCAAUUCAUCAACUGCCUAUUUCACAAACAACAAUACUCAAAAUAGCGCAAUGCAGAUUAAACAGCCAGCACCCCAGCCAGUGUAUAACCAACCCAGCCCUCCUGUUACAUCUAAUUUCAACCAACGACAGAGCCAACAAUCACAACAAAACAUAUCUAACUAUGAGAAAGCUCUCAUCAACGCUGCUUCAUCAAUCUACCAACAACAUUCAACACCAACUGGUGUAACAGGGGGAGGGGGAGCAUCUAAUCUAAGUGCUGCCUAUAUAAAGCAACUACCUUACUGGAAACAGAAGAGGUUACAGCAAGUCAAAGACCCCAACAAACCAAUUGUAGCAACUGAAGUCAAAGCAUAUCUCUAUGCUUGGUUAAGUAAGAAGAAAGCUCGUCCCGAUUACAACAUUACUGCACAUGGUAGUCACCCGUACAGGCAAACCUAUGUGUGCGAGAUCGUUGUACACGGAUAUGAUUAUGUAGCCAAGGGAAGCGCUGGAAACAAGAAAGAUUCGCAAACAAGGGCCGCGUGGGAUUUCUGUGACUACCUGGUUCGUGAGAAACUAAUGACAGAAUCUGAACUUCCAAUUAGAGAUGCCAAGUUUGCGGCAACCAACAACAAGAUGCCAGCUUCAUAUAAACCACAAAGUUACCAGGAAACCAAAGUAGGCAUCGCAAUGAAGAAAGCUCUAUCUAAUAAAGUCAACUUUGUUGGUGGUAAUACUCUUCAUUUAUCCGGAGGGGUAAAUACAGUUAUUAAAAGCACCCCCACUGCCUACCCACCCAUCACCAGCACCUCUACCCCUACCUUCAAAGCCCCCACCCCCGCAAAUGUACCCCUAAUGCCCCCGCCCCCUGCCCCGCCUGUCAUGAAACCCAUAUGCCAGGAAACAAUCAAAGAAGAAAUCAAAGAUUCUGCAGAAAUAGAAAGUAAAAAUGCUCCAGUAGGGGAGGAUUAUGUAACACAAGUAUGGACGGACGGUCGGGUUAUAAGGUAUCGGUGUAAAUUAUGUGAAUGUGAGUUUAAUGAUCCGUCUGCAAAAGCUCUUCAUAUAAGAGGAAGAAGGCACAGGCUUUCUUAUAAGAAAAAAGUUGAUCCAAAUAUAGAAGUUGAAGUGAAACUGAAUCCUAAACAAAAAAGCUUGAUGGAAAUGAAAAUGAGAAUGGAAGCAAAAAAAGAGGCAGCGAUGGAGCAACAGAAGAAGAGGAUGGAAUGGCAGAUGGAGAUGAGGAAGCGGGAGGAAGAAGACAUCAGGCUUUAUGAGCAAGAGCUUUACUAUCGAUACAAGGAAGAACUGUCUUUAUUUGAAGAAGAAGUUUCAUAUUGUCGUUUAUCUGGCACCCCUGUCCCCCCAUACCUUGCACCACCGAAUAAACCACAUUUGAAAUUUUUUCGGCCAAAUGAUGCAAAUGGGAAUGAGGGUCAGCUUUCACGGGAUGACCAGCUUAUCAUGAAGAAGCAUAAGAACAUUUACCCAACACCAGAAGAACUGGAGGCAGUACAAAGUACUGUGCAGACGGUAGAAACUGCCUUCAAGGAUGUGUCGCGUACAAUUCAUGAACAAGAGAUGAAAGUAUUUGCUGCCUCACACGGAACUCGUAAAAGAGCGCAACCUCAGCGAUUGAUCACUGCUGUUGUAAGAGUCGGUGAACUUUCUAAAGGUUUACUACUCACUGGUGACCUGCAUGUAGCAUUGGUCCUUAUGUGCAAUGUCAAACCAACCAAAACAAUGUUGAACAGGGUGGCUGGUCAUCUACCCAAGCAACUAGGGAAUGUAAGUGAUGAAAACUUUGUGAUGAAAAUCAUGGUUGAAGACGCUGCUAUUCUCCUUGCUACCAAAUCUGUCCCAGUGGUCACCAUUCGCAUCACUCUUACAUCCACAUCAAUGAGAAACCCAUGUCCGGAUGCAGAAGAGAGCGCAACAAAGAAUAAGAAGCCAGACCCACCAGACAUUUUGGAUUCAGACAAAUGCUGCGACGCACUGGCCGCGCUCCGUCGCGCCAAGUGGUUCCAGGCUAAAGUGACCCCAUACCAUUCUUGCCUUGUGAUUUGUCGGAUCUUUAAAGAUUUUGCAACUCGCUACAAUCAGUUGGUUCCUUUGAAAAGUUGGGCGAUUGAGCUUCUUACUGAGCGUUCCUACACAAGUGCGACGUCAACCUUGUCUCCAACAAGUUGCUUACAGCGCGUCCUUGAAGUUCUUUCCAUGGGUGUUUUGCUGCCUGAUGGUCCUGGUAUUCGAGAUCCUUGUGAAAAAGAACCCACAGAUGCUGCUGGUAACUUAAGUCUCCAACAAAGGGAAGACAUUACAACAUUGGCUCAGCGGCUUUUGCGAUUGGUAACUUUUGGCAAAAUGUUUAAAAUUCUUGACCUUAAAUAUGAGCCAAAGCCGCAAGUGCAAAAACGAAGUGCAGAAAAUGGGGAGUUUGACAAUACAGGAGUAAAGAAGAUUAAAGUUGAAAUGCAUUAAUUUCACACAUCUGCUUCAAUUUAACUGAUGUGUAGUAAAUUUGACAAUUUUGAGAACUGUUCUCAUUCUGAAUUGAUAUUAUUUCAAAUUGCGCAAGUAACACGAGCUUUGCAUGGAAAAUAAAGCCAAAUUCGUUAUAGUUGCAA
Molecule: messenger RNA, 3094 nt
Organism: Ciona intestinalis (vase tunicate)
Lineage: Eukaryota; Metazoa; Chordata; Ascidiacea; Phlebobranchia; Cionidae
Source: RefSeq, a predicted model, not a curated record